UUUCGGCCCAUGCGCUGAAUGGUGGCUUGGUGGCGUCGCUUGCACCGGCACCGGUGUAUUUUCUUUGGUGAUGUGAGCAAUUAGUAAAGCAAGGGAAAUUUCUCGUAUUUGGCGUCAACAUUCAGUGAUCAGUGUGUGAUACAUGACAAUAACCUCUAACAAUACAAUAGUGUGGGUCUACACAGCGAGGCACGUCCCUUAUUUUCUGUGUAGCGGCAUGUAUAGCGUCGUUGAGUUUGCUGAAGAAUGGCUGACACCCGGGAAGCAGCGAUGUCUGUGGCCGCCCCAAAAAUUGAUGACCAAGUUUGCAGCCAAGUGAAAAAUCAAAUAAACAUACCUACUGUUUAUAGUGAUGAUGAUUAUGAGGCUUAUACUGAUGAAAAAAAUAGGACUUAUCGGAAGCAAGUAACUUCUUCGGUGCAAUCUACACCUGUUAGCUCAAAAUCCCAAGAGCAACACUCUAGACCGGUGUAUACAGAACUGAACAAAAGUGAUGAUGAUACAGAUCUGAGCAAACGUGAAGAUUUCAAGGAAAGCUCUGCAAAGACUACAGACAGUGAAAUGUCACAGCUUCUGCAAAGUCCAAGUGGCCUGGAUAACCUAGACUUUACAAUAACACCAUUUUUUAUAAAUGAGAAGCCAAAUUCACAAGCCUUAGAUGUCAUAGCUAAGCACUUAGCUCGAAUUGAAGCUGACUUGAAAGAGAUGCAAAUCGCACAGAAUGAGAUAUUAAAUAGGGUGCGAUCAUCUUCUGUCUCGAUGGAACAUUCACUGCCAGGGGAAAGAACAUUGCCAUGUGAGGACAGCAAGGAUUUGAUUGAUACCGAAAAGUGGAUAAAUGCCGAGAACAGAAAACUUUUGACGCAGUGCGGUUGAACCAGGUUGCAACCAACGCUACUGAUGCUGUGAUACAAGAAAUAAUUCAGAUGAAUAUGGCUACAUAGUUCUUCCAAUAUAUACACCUUCUUGUUGACACUUCUCACAAGCGCGCAAGGAAUUGUGGGAUUUGAUACAUUUUAUAAAUGCCCUAGCUGGUGCAUGAGAGACUUUAAAAAGGGUCAAGUAGCCUAUUACCACCUGUUAUCACCAAAUUGUUACCAGUGUACUUAUUAUAUUGUGUUGUACUCUUUCUUUAAUACGUAUGUCAUUUCACACUGGUGUACACAUUUUUAAACUUAAUUAUAGUCAUAAAACUGA
Molecule: messenger RNA, 1197 nt
Organism: Leguminivora glycinivorella
Lineage: Eukaryota; Metazoa; Arthropoda; Insecta; Lepidoptera; Tortricidae
Exons: 6
Coding region: 247-876 (209 amino acids)
Source: RefSeq, a predicted model, not a curated record